AAUCACCUCUACUUCACUCACCUUGCGUCUUCUUCUUCUCUCUCUUUCUUUCUCAAGUUAUAGCUUAGCAGUCUCUCACCAGAGAGUCUAACCUCACAUCACACAUCCGAACAAACAUUGAUACAGUGAUAGGGAAGAGAAGAGAGUGAGAGAGAGAGAGAGAAAAAAAGAAGCUAAAAUGAAAGAAGAAGCUUUGGUGACGGAUGAUCCAGCAAUGACCUUUGAAGAGGUUUCUAUGGAACGCAGCAAGAGCUUCGUUAAGGCGUUACAGGAGCUCAAGAACUUGAGGCCUCAGCUUUACUCGGCUGCUGAUUACUGUGAAAAGUCUUAUCUUCAUAGCGAACAAAAGCAAAUGGUACUGGACAAUUUAAAGGACUACACUGUAAAGGCUCUGGUUAAUGCUGUUGAUCACCUUGGAACUGUUGCUUCCAAGCUUACUGAUCUCUUUGAUCACCAAAGCUCAGACAUAUCAACUAUGCAGUUGAGAGCUUCUUGUGUUAGCCAGCAACUGCUAACAAGCCGGACAUAUAUAGACAAAGAAGGUCUUAGACAGCAACAGCUAUUAGCAGUUAUCCCAGUGCAUCACAAGCACUACACACUACCCAAUUCUGUUAACAAGCGGGUACACUUUAGUCCUCUCAGACGCACAGACACAAGACAGAAUCAUUAUCAAGUAGAUAUAUCCCGUCUUCAACCUUCAGAUGCCCCUUCAUCGAAAUCACUCUCCUGGCAUUUAGGAUCAGAGACAAAGUCUACCCUAAAAGGAACAACCACUGUUGCAUCAAGCUCGAAAGAUUCAAAAGCUUUUGUAAAGACAUCUGGAGUGUUCCAUCUUUCAGGUGAUGAAGAAAACAUAAUAAACAAGAAGCCUUUUGUCGGAGGUUCUCAGGUCUCAGGUGUUCCUGCAACAUCCACCAUCACAAGGCAGACAUACGGCGUUGCCCAUAAGGCUGUGGAAGUUCCCAAACUUACGACGGCACACAAGUCACAUGACAACCCACGAGGAGAGAUCAUUCAAGCCCCUGUACGGACCAAAAGUGUUAUGUCUGCGUUCUUCGUUAAACCGAAAACUCCAAAGCUCAAAGCUGGUUACGUCUCGUGAAACACCAAACUGAGAAGGAAAUUUCCAAUAUCAUCAUCCUACCCUUCUUUUAUUUUUACAACACGUUCGUCUCUUUUCAUGUAGUUGAUCUUAGUUCCAACAUCAGUGUACGAAGUCAAAUAAGACAUGAUUAAUUGAUUAUGGUCCAUGAAUAACAAAACUGGGUAAGAUUAAUCAAGAAUAAAUGUGUU
Brassica oleracea var. oleracea is the source of this 1293-nucleotide messenger RNA. Its product is annotated as protein ABIL1-like. Bases 179 to 1102 code for a protein of 307 amino acids. The record is from RefSeq and is a predicted model, not a curated record. The transcript has 9 exons. Lineage: Eukaryota; Viridiplantae; Streptophyta; Magnoliopsida; Brassicales; Brassicaceae.